GACUCCGAAACGUCGUACAUACCCCAGUCCGACAAAGUUUACACUAUAUACCCUCGCAGAGUAGCUGUAAUCUAACCUCGGCAGCGUCAAACUCGUCAGAUCUCCAUACGAGCCUAACACGGUCGUCGUCCUCGAGUCUCUCCCAUCGUCCUUUCGCGUCCCCUUGCGCGCGCGCACUGCACCAAGUGCUCUCCUCCGUCGACGAGGGCAGCGUUUCUUCCUCUCAGCACUGUGCUCUCGCGUUCUUAUCCUCCUCCUCUCUAUCUCCUCGCAAGAGACAAAGCAGCGGCUGCGGAGAGCAGCUACCCGGAGAAGCGGAGGACGACGAUGAGCUGCUGGAGUAGCUCGUCGUCUCGACAACAACGUUCGGCCAACGCCAUCGGUCUAUCAAAAUGUCAACUCCAGAAGGGGAUAGCGCUUCUCACAAACAACAUAGAGAACGCAAUGCCGGUCGAAAAGCAGACAAGAAGAAAAUCAAAAAGAAGGAUCCAAGUCAUAUCAUUGAAGAUCCUAAGCAGAAGAACCCAAAAGCAUUUACAUUUAAUUCUGCUAUAAAAGCAGAAAGAAAUUUUAGGCGGAAGCAAGACAUUGAUACCAAAAAGCAGCAUAUUCCUGUUGUUGAUCGAACUCCAUUAGAACCACCACCGAUUCUAGUUGCUGUUGUUGGUCCACCAAAAGUUGGAAAAUCUCUAGUUAUACAAUGCCUUAUAAAGAGUUAUACUAAGAAUCCAUUGACUAGUAUCACUGGACCUGUCACUUUAGUGUCAGGUAAACGUAGAAGAAUCACAUUCAUAGAGUGCAACAAUGACAUCAACAGUAUGAUUGACAUUGCCAAAGUUGCUGAUUUGGUCUUACUGUUGAUUGAUGCCUCAUUUGGAUUUGAGAUGGAAAUCUUUGAGUUCCUUAAUAUUUGUCAAGUUCAUGGUAUGCCAAAAAUCAUGGGCGUUCUUACACAUCUUGACCAGAUUAAGAAUGCUAAGCAAAUGAGAAAAACCAAGAAACUUUUGAAGCAUAGAUUUUGGACUGAAGUCUAUUCUGGAGCCAAGCUCUUUUACCUUUCUGGUUUAUUACACGAUGAAUAUUUGCGAAUGGAAGUUAAAAAUUUGGCAAGAUUUAUUUCUGUAAUGAAAUUCAGACCUCUCACAUGGAGGACAACUCACCCUUAUUUGUUAGUUGAUAGAGUUGAAGAUCUAACAGAUCCUGAACUGAUUAGGCAAAACUCCAAAGUUGACAGAACAGUUUCUGUUUAUGGAUAUGUUCGUGGUGUGCCUCUCAACAAACAGUCUUCUAUUCACAUUCCUGGAUGUGGAGAUUUAAAAAUCAAAGACAUAAGUUUCUUACCAGAUCCAUGUCCUCUUCCAGAACAGUUGAAAAAGCGUGCUUUAGUAGAAAGAGAACGUUUAAUAUAUGCUCCAUUUUCAGGAGUUGGUGGUAUUGUCUAUGACAAAGAUGCAGUUUAUGUUGAAUUAGGAGGAAGUCAUUCCCAUACUAAGGAUGACACUGGUUUAUUAAGCCAGUUGCUCCAAACACAUGACACUUUAGAUCACAAAUUGGAGCAGAGUGAACUACAACUUUUUACUAAUUCAGCACCUAUAAAGUCUCAGGAUGUCAACCAGAUUUUUACGGAAGAAAAAGUUUUUGAUCAGGGUAGAAUAAGGAGGAAAGUAGUUUUUAACGAUUCGGAAAAAGAUAAAAAUGAAGAUGAAGAAGACGACGAAAGUGAUGAAGAAAUGGAUCUAGAGGGAGAGCUGAAUAAAUUAACUGCUCAAAAAACAAAAGCAAGUAAAGAUGAAACGGAAGAAGAAGAGGGCGAAGACGAUGACGACGACGAUGGAGAUGAAGAAGACGAUGAAGAUGAAGAAAUGGAAGAUGGUAGUGAUGACGAAGAUGGUCAAUCUAAAGAUGAAAUCGGGAAAUCAAGAAAAAGAAAGGCCGUUGAAAAAUCAGCUAAAAAGAAAAUGAAGUUAGAUCCUGAUAGUAAAAAUCCAGAACUUUAUCGCGAGUUGCGUAUCAAUCAAGACAAACAUGUAAAAGACAAGAUUUCAGAAGCUCUUGGCUUGAUUGGAGACAAAAAUCUGAAAGCAUCUAAUUCCAUGGAAAAAAGUACUGAGGACAAAACUCGUGGCGACGAUGGUAACGAUGAGAGUUUUGACGAACUUAGCGAAGACGAAGAUAUGGAUUUCGAACUUAAAUUAGAUAACGACGACGACGACUAUAAUGACGAUAUUAAGAGCAACAAAGAUGAUAAAGACGAUGGCGAAAACGAGGAGGAUGGUGAUGAAGACGAUGAGAACGAGAACGAAGAGGAUGAAGACGACCAAGAAAAUCUCAAGUGGAAAGAGAACAUAGCUGAAAAAGCGAGAGAAGCUUUCUUGAGUCGACAGCAGACAAACAUUAAUGUCAUGCGAUUAGUCUAUGGAGUCUUUGAUGGAGACAGAAAUUAUCAAGAAGACAAGCAAGAAGAACCAGAAAAAGAGGAAGUUGGUGGUAUCUUCCACGUUGUACAAGCCAAACAAAAACAGAAAAUUGAAGAACGUGAACUGAAAAACCAGGAAGAAUCUGUAUUCUUUUCUAAAGAACUUCCGCGAGACUGGCUCGCAGAAGAUAAUAAAUGCUUGUUGGUAAACCGUUUCGUCACCGGAAAGUGGAAAGAGUCGGAAGAUGCCGAAGAACUUCUUAAGUUAGAUGACUUGAAAGAUGACGAUGAAGAGGUAUAUGGAGACUUUGAAGAUCUCGAAACAGGCGAGAAGCACAAAGCUUCAGAGAAGCAACCAACAACGUCAGAGCCUACUCCGAAAGUUCCAAAAGAAAUGACCUCUGAUGAAUUGGAUGAACGCAAGCGUCUGCUCGAAAAGAAAAGAAAACUCAAAGAGCAGUUCGACGCGGAUUACGACACAACGGACAAAACGUACUAUGAAGACCUCAAACUUGAAGUCGAACGUCAGGCUGAGCUGAACAAGUCCGAAUUCGAAGGUCUUGAUGACAACGUACGUGUCACCCUCGAGGGUUACAGACCUGGAAUGUACGUGAGAUUGGAGAUCGACAAUGUACCCUGCGAGCUUAUCGUAAACCUAGAUCCGACAUAUCCCAUGAUCGUCGGUGGUCUGCUUCCUGGAGAAGAAAAUAUUGGAUACGUACAAACGCGCGUCAAGAAACAUCGUUGGUACUCAAGGAUUCUUAAAAGCAAGGAUCCCCUCAUUUUGUCGGUCGGAUGGAGGAGAUUCCAGACUAUGGCGAUAUUUUCGAAAUUGGAGGACAAUCUGCGCAACAGAAUGUUGAAGUACACGCCCGAACACGUAGCAUGUAUGGCUCACUUCUGGGGUCCGAUCACACCUCAGAACACGGGUGUUCUCGCCGUCCAGGACGUAUCCAAGCGUGAGCCUGGCUUUAGGAUAGCCGCUACCGGUACCAUCGUGGAACUCGACAAGAGCACCAAAGUCGUCAAAAAACUCAAGCUCACAGGUGUUCCUUACAAGAUCUACAAGAAGACAGCGUUUAUCAAAGAUAUGUUCACUUCGGCUCUCGAGGUCGCCAAAUUCGAAGGUGCUAAGAUCAAAACUGUCUCGGGUAUUCGAGGUCAAAUCAAGAAGGCAGUAUCCAGACCCGAAGGCUGCUUCCGUGCAACUUUCGAAGACAAAAUCCAACUGAGCGAUAUUGUAUUCUGUCGUACAUGGUACCGCGUAGACAUUCCCAAGUUCUACAAUCCGGUAACGUCGCUGUUACUGCCACCCGAGCAGAAGAGUCAAUGGAAAGGCAUGAAGACCACGGGUCAGCUCAAACGUGAGCUGAAUCUCAAGGCUACUCCAAAUACCGACAAUCUAUACACCCCAGUGUUGCGCGAGCCCAAGGUAUUCAAGCCCCUGGUUGUGCCAAGAACACUACAAAAGGAUCUUCCCUACCGAGACAAGCCUAAGCUCCAGCCGGUACUUGGUAAGCGCAAGACCAAAUUCGAGGAGAAACGAGUUGCCGUCGUCAGGGAACCAAGAGAGGAGAACGUGGCGAGGAUGAUGAAGAUGAUAAGGACGAACUACAGCUACAAACAGGAGAAGCUUAAGGAAGCAACGCACAAGAGAAUCACGGAAUACCAAAAGAGGGUCGACGAGGAAACGGCGAAGAAGAUGAAGAGACAGAGGGAGAUGAAAAAACAAGUGUUUAGGGAUCUUAGCAAGCUCGAGGCUAAGGCUAAUAAAAAAAAGGGAUUUUAGAAAGAAGGUGAUAUUAUCGAUGGACUUGUUAUAAUUUUUUUGUAAAUAAAUUACAUUGUAUAUGAAAUGUAUCACGAAAGUUUUUUCAUCUAGUGUUGAAUGCAAUCGUGGAUAAAAUGUUUUAAA
Nasonia vitripennis (jewel wasp) is the source of this 4331-nucleotide messenger RNA. Its product is annotated as ribosome biogenesis protein BMS1 homolog. Lineage: Eukaryota; Metazoa; Arthropoda; Insecta; Hymenoptera; Pteromalidae. The coding region runs from base 393 to 4205 and encodes 1270 amino acids. Gene Ontology annotation, biological process: ribosome biogenesis; endonucleolytic cleavage of tricistronic rRNA transcript (SSU-rRNA, 5.8S rRNA, LSU-rRNA); maturation of SSU-rRNA from tricistronic rRNA transcript (SSU-rRNA, 5.8S rRNA, LSU-rRNA). Gene Ontology annotation, molecular function: GTPase activity; GTP binding; U3 snoRNA binding. The record is from RefSeq and is a predicted model, not a curated record. Gene Ontology annotation, cellular component: nucleus; 90S preribosome. The transcript is spliced from 5 exons.